Molecule: messenger RNA, 813 nt
Organism: Ciona intestinalis (vase tunicate)
Lineage: Eukaryota; Metazoa; Chordata; Ascidiacea; Phlebobranchia; Cionidae
Source: RefSeq, a predicted model, not a curated record
CAUAUAUCGUAUAAGGUAAAUGCUUUAAUAAUGCUAGACCAGAAACGAGCACUGUGCUUACGUCGUGUGUAGGAUGGACUUAAUAGACUACCGUGGGCGAUGCUGUAAACUUUUUGUGAUGCUAAAUCUGUUUUGAUUGUACACCAGUAAUAACGAAAUGGUAGUGCAUUGGUUGUGUGCACUGCUAUACGCAUUGUACUAUAUGAAUAUUUAGUCAUUGUUAUGUCUUUUAUUAGGAAUUCGCAGGGGUUUAGAUUUGAUCAUCGUAACCACUGUGUUUUAGGAUACUAUAUUGUAACCGAAUAAGCAAAAGUAUGUUGUUCGUUUUGAUUCUGUUAAAUUUAAUCGUCAUAACACCAACCACUGGUAGUUGGCAUCAACUUGAUGGCAUCGAAUAUUACAUUGAGUAUACGUGGGUUUAUUCAGUUGGUCAAGCAAAAGGAAGUUGUAAAGCAAUGAACGCCAUUUUAGCUGUUGUUAAAUCCCAACGAAUUCAAGAUUUUCUUGUCAAAAAUAUCGAUACCACAAAGUUAACAGUUUGGCCAUAUUCAUUCUACAUUGGUUUGAGUCGUACCAGUUCAACUACAUUGCAAUGGUCGGAUGGUACAACAACUAAUACAUCGGUCUUCACUUAUUGGAAAGGCAAUGCUGACGUUUACGAUUCCAGUAAACUUUGUGUUACAAUGGGAUACCACGCUGCAUUAAAUGUUUUAUUUAAAUGGGCGAUUGAACCGUGCAGCACUACACAUCGUUAUAUUUGUCAAAGUAAUUACCUUAACAUUUAAAACUAGUCAAUAAAUUGACAUUGUUUAA